Messenger RNA from Colletotrichum orchidophilum, 525 nucleotides. RefSeq lists its product as uncharacterized. The record is from RefSeq and is a predicted model, not a curated record. Lineage: Eukaryota; Fungi; Ascomycota; Sordariomycetes; Glomerellales; Glomerellaceae. The transcript has a single exon. Bases 1 to 525 code for a protein of 174 amino acids.
AUGCUCUCGCUCCCGCCGCUGGAACUGAAAGGGAGCAAGUCAAUUCGAUCCCAAGAGAAGGGAGAAACAAUUCCAAUGUUUCAGGCUCACGACGGAACAUGUCUUGGCUCGUCGCUCUCCGGCUCCAGGCUGUGGAGGUACGGCAUGGUACGAAGAACGGGCCAUCAUCGGUGUGCAGGCCUGGACGAGGCAGCCCCUCCGCCCUUGGCAAACCAUUGCAUGUACGCGAGCGUGCCAGAAAAAAAAAAGGAAGCAUCACGAACCCGUGGUCCAAACGGUACAACACCCUUGGGCCUGGCUGCCCAUUCUCCAGGGCCAUGGUCUGCGGACAGACCGAGCUUUCUGGGGGACAAGCCAUUUAUUUUAAAUGAGGCCGACGACGACAACGGCAUACUUUAUCGGACGCAAUCAAGGUGCAAUCUGUCUGUUAACAUGAAGGGGCCAGGUGGAGGGCCACAAGUGCGAUUUCGCAAUGGCCCGGCCGAUCUCUUCCGGGAAUGGCGCACGGAAGCCAAGAUCAACUGA